This is a messenger RNA of Anopheles coluzzii, 3085 nucleotides long. Its product is annotated as gastrula zinc finger protein XlCGF8.2DB-like. Gene Ontology annotation, cellular component: nucleus. Bases 692 to 1447 code for a protein of 251 amino acids. The record is from RefSeq and is a predicted model, not a curated record. NCBI's taxonomy places the organism in Eukaryota, Metazoa, Arthropoda, Insecta, Diptera, Culicidae. The transcript is spliced from 6 exons.
ACGUUCGAAAACGAAACGAUCGAUUGUACGCUGUCGCUUGCGGUUCGCACUACCACCCUCCGUCAAUGUAAAAAAUCGGAUCGGAAAAACAGGGUCGGAGUGUGUUGUUUUUUCGCGUGUUCCGGGUUCGUGGACGGUUUCUGUUUGGCCGGAAGUGGACCGGGGUGGUGUAAACAUUCGCCAACGACGGCGGUGAAGAUGUGCUAAAGUGGAACUGCUCCAGCAAACGCCAGCGGAGGGUAGAAUCUUGCGCAAAGUAUGCAUGUGGCUCGGUGCACGGUGCUGACUCGCUACGGUCGUGUACACUUGGGCUGUUUUUCGGUGUAAAUUCGGCGUCUUUCCGGUCGCAUGCUAGCGCCGGAAGGUCAAAAACACUGCUCUGCAUCGGGACACAUUAGCAUGACCACCAAACUUACCUACUCAGCAAAUUCCCCCCCAUGGCUGUGAUAGUAUAUUAUUAGCAUUACGCGUUCAGAGCACACCAAAGCACACCGACACACACACGUACGCACGGCUCCAACAAAUACCAGCACCUUCGUCCCACUUCCGGUGGCAAUUGCUCUGGCGCUGGUUCUAGCACCGCUGGUUUUCGAACGGACCGUUUCUCGGAUCAUCCGCCACACUGGACGACUGCAGGAACGCUGAGGGGCUCGUUUGGCAUCGCUCGUCGCCACCACCGACAGUCGGCCCGAUGUCACAGCAGGCGGUGGAAAGUGGUGGUAUGAAAAUUUCCAACUGCUCGAAACCGUUCGCGUGCACCGAAUGCAACAAAUUGUUUCGCCAGCUGAGCACACUGACCAACCACAUGAAGAUACACACGGGCGAAAAACCGUACAAGUGCACGAUCUGCAUGAAGGAGUUCCGUCAAACGACGACACUCUCGAACCAUAUGAAAAUUCAUACCGGUGAAAAACCCUUCAACUGCAACUUUUGUGACAAACAGUUCCGCCAGCUGAGUACGCUUUCGAACCACAAGAAGAUACACACCGGAGAAAAACCAUUCGAAUGUUCGGUGUGCGGCAAACAGUUCCGCCAGUCCAGCACGCUCAACAGCCACAUCCGGAUUCAUUCGGAUGAUAAAUUUUGCAUAAAACCCUUCAAAUGCAGCAUCUGUCCGAAGGAGUUCCGGCAGACGACGACCCUAGCGAAUCACAUAAAAAUCCACACAGGUGAAAAGCCGUACGCCUGCACGUACUGCAGCAAAACCUUUCGCCAGACGGGUACGCUUUCGAACCAUCUGAAGAUUCACACCGGGGAAAAGCCGUUCGAGUGCUCGGUGUGCGGCAAACAGUUCCGGCAGUCGAGCACACUGAACAGCCACAUUCGCAUCCACGCCGACGACAAGUAUUGCAAACCUUCGCAAACGGAGCCACGGUCCAUGGUGGCGCUAAAUGGUGGGCUUAAUUUAAAGGACGAGGACGUCAAACCCUUCUUUGCCAUGAUGUAAAUUGCUAGCGGCGGAUAGCUUGCCUCUGUCCCCCCCCCCGUUAAAAGCAACCGACUCUUCUAGUGUUCGCAGGAACGUCAGCUAAUAUGUUUAAAAAAAUAGAUAAGGAGCGAGAGCGGUACGAUUCGCACCUUUGAUUGUGCAACACUACCCGGCAAAGCGGAUGGGAACCCACCACCACCGAUUGGGUGCGUUGUCGAUUGCUUUAAAUUAUUUUUCACCAUGCACCAUGCGGUGUCGCGCCGGUCGGAAGGCGACGGUGCAGCAGCAGGAGCACACAGGAGCUUACCGUUAAUAAAUAGUUGCAAUUUAAGUUAUAAUAACUUUAUCGGUUCCGCGCUCGGAUUCCAUCCCGGGCCAGCAGCAGCAUCGUCUUAGUGGCUUCCCAAAAGGGUCCAAUUUCGGGGCGUUCGCGUUUCGUUUAUUUAUUUUAAUAUGGUAGAAAAGCAAUUUCAUAAUUUAUUACCGUUAAUAGCCGCAACCGAUAGGUAAUCUUCGUCCGGUUUUUUCUUUUCUUCUCAUGCUUGUGUCCCCCCUCUAUGUUUCGUUCUCGGGUUCGUUUUCUUUUUUGUUUUGUGUUUUAAAUUAGUGUUAUUGAUUUGUGUUCAUUCGAUUCCGUGCAGCAAUUGGGGCUGUUUGCCGCUACACCGUGGCUAGGGCUUACCUGGAGGAAACAGUAAAGUAAGGGAGAGGGAAAACAGAGUGCACGUCGAUCCGUGGCACUAUAAAUAAGAAUCGAAAGCGAAACAACUGUGGACAAAAAAUCACGCCCCCCCCCCCUGGUGGAUGGUGUCGGGACGGAGACGGGGGUUGCGCAUGCUGCUGAUUGGCAUGGCAAAAAAGAAUGCAAUUUUUAUUGUGUGUAAAAAGCCAAGCCAAACGAGCAUGUAAGUGUAUCCCUCUCUCUCUCACCCGGAUGCUAUGCUGGAUCUUUUGUGCAUUCGGUGUGGACGAAGCGACUGCUAGAGCGUAAUCUUAACUCUGUAAGAGCCAGAAAGAACUUAUCAACCGGUAGGAAAUGUGUGAAGCUCUAGAGGGCAAUGUAAAGCAAAAGAACGGACAGAAAAUUGCAACCCAUUUUCCAAAACUUGAGAUUCGAGUCGUAAAAACACGAACGCGCCAAGCUGAGCGCGUUUCCCGUUCAUAAAAGCUCAUCCGCUCGAUAGCGAAACAGCUCGAGUUGAAAAAUAGAAUAGUCUUGAACAAAAUUUAACUGACAAACUAGCAGAAAUACACACAAACAAAAUAAAAAAAAAAACAAAAAAGGACAAACUUGAUAGAAUUUAUCGCCCUUCUUUGAUGAAAGUCUUAAGUUUACUAACAAGCUGUACAGAUUACUCUGCACAAUCGAUCGGACUAUGUGUUUAUGUGCAUGUGUGUGUGUGAGUGUAGAUGCGGAAGGAAAGAGAACAAAGCAAGCAGAGGGGGUAGUAUGCAAAUAUCAGUACUGCGAUGGUAGUGUUUAUCAUUGUAGGGCCAUAGCGGAGUCAGAGUCCGAUCGGGCGGAGUUCGAAAGCGAGACACCGCUCGUGAAGGCGAGCCGCUGAGCGAGAGACAACGGUGCGUGUGUGUGUAGCAACUAAUGUGAUGGAACGAAUCAUUAUGUAUAAUAAAACGUAAAAGAAGACCUACAUCUGA